Molecule: messenger RNA, 786 nt
Organism: Lactuca saligna
Lineage: Eukaryota; Viridiplantae; Streptophyta; Magnoliopsida; Asterales; Asteraceae
Source: the annotation of a GenBank genome assembly
AUGCUUCUGGACUACUUCAAGAAACAAGAGAAGAUGGAGAAACCAUUGUUAAUGGAGGAUAUGCAGGGAGGUCUUGAUUACAUUGUUUUGAGUAACUUUGAUAUUGAAAAAUUAUGUACUAUUAGUUGUUAUUUUCCGGAUCAGAGAUUGUUUGGAAAUCUUGAUUAUCAAUUGAAGUUUGUUGAGGAAGUGGAUUUGUAUGAAAUUGACAAUCCAUUAAAAUUCACUGCUUAUGUGGGUACAAGGAUACAUGGUUUAGCAUGUUGGUUUGAUGUUCUCUUCAAUGGAAGUGCAGAGGUGGUUGAAGAUAGCUUGCAGGCAGAGAAUUCAUAUGGGGAUGUGAGUAACAAAAUAGAAGUUGACUUUGGAUGUGGGUGUGGCACAUUAUGUCUUGCUACCACUCUCCUGGAUGCAGAACAUGUCAUUGGCAUAGAUGUUCAUAAUGAGUCCCUUGAAAUUGCAUCAAUCAAUGUUGAUGACCUGAAGGUCGAAAUGGGUUUAAUUCAAUGCGAAAUCAAGAAUUUAAAUUGGCGAGGAUGGUUGGAUUGUCCUGCAUAUGGUCAUGAAAUAGGUUGUAUUGUUCCUUCUAAAGUUCCUCUUGGUCAGUCUUUUAAUGUCUGUAUUGUCCUUGGUAAAAGAUACUCCUUUAGACAAGUCAUUCACCAACAAAGGGUUUUGGGGAGGAAGUUGGGGUUAGUAAUUGAUCUUACAAAUACCUCUCAUUAUUAUUGUAUGAAUGAUUGGAAGAAAGAAGGCAUCAAGUAUCAUGUGGAACUAGAAGCCUAA